Messenger RNA from Oryza sativa Japonica Group (Japanese rice), 1829 nucleotides. Its product is annotated as delta(14)-sterol reductase. Gene Ontology annotation, cellular component: endoplasmic reticulum membrane. The record is from RefSeq and is a predicted model, not a curated record. NCBI's taxonomy places the organism in Eukaryota, Viridiplantae, Streptophyta, Magnoliopsida, Poales, Poaceae. Gene Ontology annotation, molecular function: oxidoreductase activity, acting on the CH-CH group of donors, NAD or NADP as acceptor. Gene Ontology annotation, biological process: sterol biosynthetic process.
ACGCCACCGCCCCCCUCCCCAAAAACCCAAAAUCGCGCGCCCCUCCCUGCUCUUUCAAUCUUUUGCAUCAGUCUGCGCCGCCCCCUCUCCUUCGCAGCCACCGCCGCCCGCAUAGCCGCCUCCGCUCCGAGCAAAGCAGGGGAGGGGCGUCGUCGAUCUGCUGCAUCCCGGGGAUACACUGCAAAUUAUGGAGUGAUCCAUCAAGGAGACAGAACCUGAUUGAGAAGUGUACAAGCAGUUCUUGGUGGCACAAUUUUAUGAAACAUCAACAGGGCAUCAGGUGGGCCAACCUCACCGCGGACGACAACCUCAUUGCCCCCCUCACCAAUCUCUUGGCAAUAGAGUGAACUAGGGAGCGCCGUUGAGAUCCCUUUGCCUUCGCCGCUGGAGAUGGACGCCACCGCACUCGCCGCUUCACUGGUGCCCUCGUGGAGUGCGGUGGUGGUGCUAUUCUCCUACCUAGGCUACCUUGCCACCGCUGGCGCUGUCCUCCCUGGCAAGCUUGUCCCCGGAGCCGUCCUCCCGGACUCGUCCCGCCUCCACUACCGCUGCAAUGGUUUGGUCUCGCUCCUCCUCUUGCUGGUGCUCUCUGCGCUCGGUGUCUACAUGGGAUGGAUGUCCCCUACGGUCAUAGCUGACCGUGGAAUAGAGCUGUUGUCUGCAACCUUCAUUUUUAGUGUUAUCGUUACUUUCUUACUGUAUUAUUCAGGAUUAAGGUCCCAUCAUAAAAGUUCUUCCUUGAAACCGCAUGUCAGUGGGAAUUUCAUACAAGAUUGGUGGUUGGGAGUGCAGCUGAAUCCUCAUUUCAUGGGAGUUGACCUCAAGUUCUUUUUUGUGAGAGCUGGGAUGAUGGCAUGGUUAUUUAUCAACCUAUCUUUGUUUGCAAAGAGCUACCUAGCUGGUUCAGCCAAUCUUUCAGUCAUUCUCUACCAAUUCUUUUGUGCGUGGUAUAUUGUAGAUUACUUCGUUCAUGAAGAACUCAUGACUUCAACAUGGGACAUUAUUGCGGAAAGGCUGGGCUUCAUGCUGGUUUUUGGUGAUCUAGUGUUCAUUCCGUUUACCUUCACCAUUCAGGGAUGGUGGCUUUUGAGAAACAAUGUGGAGCUGUCCCUUUUGGCUGCUACAGUUAACUGCUUCAUUUUUGUUAUUGGCUAUCUUGUGUUCAGAGGAGCCAAUAAACAAAAACAUGUCUUCAAGAAGAGCCCUAAAGCUCUUAUUUGGGGUAAAACUCCCAAACUUGUCGGGGGAAAGCUACUUGUAUCUGGCUACUGGGGAAUUGCAAGGCACUGUAAUUAUCUUGGGGAUAUACUGCUAGCUCUUUCAUUUAGCUUACCCUGUGGAACCAGUGCAGUUCGGUGAUCCCAUACUUCUACCCAACAUACCUGUUCAUUUUGCUGAUAUGGAGGGAACGAAGGGACGAAGCAAGGUGCUCAGAGAAGUACAAGGAGAUCUGGGUAGAAUAUUGCAAGCUUGUGCCUUGGAGGAUCUUUCCUUACGUGUAUUAGAUCAAAAGAUUUUGCGCAGCAGUUGUAUCGUUGUAGAACCUCAGCAUGACAGUAGCCGAGCUAUUCAAAUGAAAAUGCCAUAAAAUAAACUAAAUAUUUAGAGACUACAAAAUCAACUUUAGGGUAUCUCUGAGGUCGGCAUGAUAGUUGGAAUCUGCACGACAAUCCCUAUUGUGUGGAGGGAGGCGACUGUUGUUGCUGGCUGGCGAGUGAACCGACUGGUCUUGUCGUCUCCUGUCCCCGUGAGGUGCACGGGAGUUUGUCCUGCUGCGCCCGGGCUCUCGAUAUUCUCUUGGUUGGAGAUGUGGUAGGCGGUUGCCGGCA